CAAAACCCCUGGUACUAGCAGAACGCUCCGCUUCCACAAGCGAAACCAAGGUUUGGAUGAAGAUGUCAGUACCUACAUUGCAGCUUUACGAAAGCCUAGACAGCAUUGUGAAUUUGGGACAUUCCUGGAUGACGCGUUACGCGACCAUUUCGUCUGUGGUUCACGCUCCACGCAUAUGCAAAAGCGCUUGCUUUCACAGGCGAAGUUGACGUUCGAAACAGCACUGGAGACGGCGUUAUCCAUGGAAGCUGCCGCGAAAGAUACUCUUCAAAUGACCACGCCUACUCUACUACCUCUAGACGCCAGCAACAGAAGAGGUACAUCAAAUGGCGGACAAGCAGUCGACUAGGAAACAAGGUACAAAGUUUUGCUACCACUGUGGCAGUCCGAGUCAUCUAGCACCUGCGUGUCGUCAUCUGGAAACCGUGUGCAAGUCUUAUGGAAAGAAAGGGCAUCUAGCUGCAGUAUGUCAGUCAAAACCUCAUAAGUCAACUCCUGCUACGCAGACAAAGUACGUGGAAGACGGCUCAGAUUCUGAUGCAGAGGCACCUGUCUUUACUCUUUCCAGUCCUCGCACCCCUCCAAUCAGGGUAUGUGUGAACUUGGCGGGUCAGGAGGUUAUGAUGGAAGUUGACGCAGGAGCUGCUGUGUCACUGAUAUCAGUAGAGCAAUGGUUUGGUCUGCAGCUCCCUCAUCAGAUGGAACCAUCAAAGACUGCUUGUUACGUACCUAUACAGGAGAAGAGAUCAUGUAGAAGUCACGCACAUGAAGCAGAGGGAAAUACUACCACUUGUCAUAGUUGAAGGUAUGGGACCAGCUUUACUUGG
Molecule: messenger RNA, 827 nt
Organism: Corticium candelabrum
Lineage: Eukaryota; Metazoa; Porifera; Homoscleromorpha; Homosclerophorida; Plakinidae
Exons: 1
Coding region: 327-803 (158 amino acids)
Molecular function (GO): nucleic acid binding; zinc ion binding
Source: RefSeq, a predicted model, not a curated record